Molecule: messenger RNA, 2295 nt
Organism: Folsomia candida
Lineage: Eukaryota; Metazoa; Arthropoda; Collembola; Entomobryomorpha; Isotomidae
Product: cytochrome P450 4c3
Exons: 8
Coding region: 26-1504 (492 amino acids)
Molecular function (GO): iron ion binding; oxidoreductase activity, acting on paired donors, with incorporation or reduction of molecular oxygen; monooxygenase activity
Source: RefSeq, a predicted model, not a curated record
UCCAGUUAGCAGUAAACUUUACGUUAUGUUUCUUACCAUAAUUUUCUUCAACAUCUUCAUAGGAACGCUGUGGUCAAUUUAUCAGCAGCGUUUCACAUCAAGGGCGAAAAAAUUUAAUAAGUUUCCCGGCGCCCCAAUUUAUCCCGUGGUUGGGAACGUAUUCGAAGUGCUAGGAGACCUUGAUGGGGUGAUUGAACGAGUGAGUGAGUACAUUUCAAAAUAUGGGCGAUGCUGUCGUGUCUGGCGGCUUAAUGCGCCCUACAUUGUUGUGGCGGAGCACCGAACGACUCACCAGCUCCUCUCGUCCGCCACCCAUAUCGAGAAGGGGUUGGACUAUGACGUCCUGCGGAAAAAGUUUGGCGACGGCUUGCCAUUCUCGCAAGGCGACAAAUGGCGACAGGAUAGAAAACAGUUAAAUGGAGGCCUCAAGCCAGGAAUGUUUGACGGAUUUUUAAAAGUUUUCAACAAGCAUGGAAAGAAUUUGAGAAAUGAGCUGGGCAAAAUUGAGGCAAAUGUGGCGACGGAUUUGCACCUUCUUUUAUCUCAGUGUGCACUAGGCAUAGUUUAUGAAUCUCUCCUCGGCCGGAAGAAUAUUUCUGCAAGUGGAAAGAUAGAAUCAGACUCGGAGAUUGCGCAAAGCAUCAGGAAAAAUGCGGAUAGCGUAAAGGGCUCCCUGCUAAACCCAUGGAGGGUUCUAAACUGUUUAUCAAAAUUAACUAGACGAAAACGCGACGAAAAAAACAGUUUCAAUGGGAAAGUAAUAAAAGAGGUUUUGCAGUACAUCAAAGAAAAGAAUGAGACAGAGGGAGAAGAAGACGGGGAAAUUAGAUGUUUGCUGGAUAUUCUUCUAGAGACACCUCGCAGCAUUCAAGAUAUUGCUGAUCAUGUCAAAAACUUUUUGGCCGCGGGGUCAGAUACGACCAGCAACGCUUUGAAUUUUACCCUCUAUCUCCUCGCGGCUCAUCCUCUCCAUCAAGACAUAGUGGCACAAGAACUUUGCAGAAUAUUUGGAGAACAGGGCAUCCAAGAUCCAAUAAGUUUUGAUGAUUUGAAGGAAAUGCACUACUUGGAAAUGUGUAUUCGAGAAUCGCUUAGAAUAUUUCCACCCGUGACCAACAUUACAAGGAGGAUUAAACAGGAUGUUAAACUAAAUUGGUGCGAUCUAACAAUUCCCAAAGAUGUUGACGUGAAUUUCAGCAUCAUUCACUUGCACAGAGAUCCAGAAAUAUUUCCAGACCCAGAGACCUUCAAUCCUCUCAGGUUUACAAAGGAAAAUAUUGCUCAAAUGCCACCCUCUGCUUGCAUUCCGUUCUCGGCAGGAAUUCGAAAUUGCAUUGGACAAAAAUAUGCCAUGAUAGAGAUGAAAGUCAUCCUAGCCUUGGUGCUUUCUGAGUAUGUUGUGUCCACCAAUGUUCCCCAGAAAGAUGUCCGUGUCACGUACGGAUUCAUCACCGGACCAAGCCAACCUCUUUAUAUGACACUAACGCCAAGAAAAAAAGUCUAAAUAUACAUAUUUUAAUAAGUCUAAUGUAUUUAAAUUUUUGUAAAUUGAAAUACGUUUCCCUAAAUCAUAAACCAAUUAGUCAUAUUUAGAUAUUGAAAAAAUACAUAUUACAUAAAAAAUUAAUAGUCGUGUAGCUUUUGUUCUAUUAAAAAUCUGGUAGAGUCACAUAUGUACAUACUCCGUUCUGGUAUAGAUUUGGUAGUAAUUUCCUACCAAAUUGGCAACCUCGGAUUCUAUUUCUUACCAGAUUGGCAGUACAUAUCUAGUUUCUUUCCGAAUGAUAAAUACUGCAAUUCCCCUUGUUAUCCUUCUGGUAGAGUCACAAACAUGUGUCAGUAAUGAUUUAAUACCAGUUUUCUAAUACUGUAUAGUAUGUGCAUACACAUAUAUAUGUACAAACAUAUAUACUUGCAUUUAAGCCACGUGAAGUAACUUUUGACAUUAAAUGUAAAUAUGUAGCAAAUCUUGAUUAUUUAUCACUGUCACGGGGACAUUAUCUGCAUAAAUAUCUUGGGAAUUAUACAAGGACAAGUGAGCCAACAAAAAACUUGUGAAUAUUGUUGAACAAAUUAAUCAGAUAUGUAUGCUCUGGAACUUAACUCAAUACCAUGAAAAUAUAAAAAUCCACAUUUUCCUCAUUAUUUUUUCUCCUUUUAAACAAGUUAGAAAGGGAUGGGAAAUCUUUAAUCAUCAUAGGGCGGAUAUGUAUGUACUUAAAUUCCUCAAAAUAUGUAUGUAAUAUGUGCUUAAAAAACAGGAAAAUAUGCAUAUAAAACAUAUUUGUCUAUUGC